AUGGGAGCGUCCACUUCUUCAGAACCGAGGGUCCCGGCGGAACAGCAGGAGGCGGAAAACGUCGCAGCCUCCACCGGAGCUCUUCCUAUACUUCAAAAAGCUUUCUCCAAGUUUGCUAAUUCCGAAACAAACGCAAUUCCCUUAGAAAAUCUUCAGAAAUGCUUCGGUUUCGCUCGCGAAGGUCGAAGUUACAAUGCAGAAAACGCGAAAGAUUCGUUUCCGGUGUUAUUGGAUCAUUUAGGUUCAUCCUUAGUUGAUCACUUUUUCAUUUCUGGUAAAGGAGGAAUAAAUUGGGUUGAAUUUGUAAAAGGCUAUAACAAGUGUUGUGCUAGGGUAUCUGCUUCCACUUUGCUGAACAAGUUUAUUAGAGUAUUCAUUGAUGUUACAAGAAAAGCUGACGUGCCUGUGAAUUUGGAAUUUGAAUCAGAGGAUGCUGAUUGCAAGGCGAACGGGUACCUUCUUCCAAACCAUGUGUUUCUGCUUCUUUCUGUUUGUUGGGCUUUGUCUUGGGAUGGUAGAAAUUCGAAAGGGAAAGGAAAUGUGAGUGUGCCUGAUCUGAGUCAUUUGGUAUUGUCAGCAGUUACGUCGUGUGUUGAAGAUAAAGAUGGGUUUGAUGUAUGGAAUUGUGAUAUUUCAUGUUUGGAAGUUCAGCUUCCUGCUGGGAAGUUUGUUACAUGGGUUAUGAGUACAGUGCCAUGCCUCCCUGAUUGCUUAAAACUGUAUUUUCAUGCAAGACUGCAAAUGCUAGUAACUGAAGGGGAUGAAUUGGCAUCCUCUGAUUCUUCCUCUAUUGAAGAAAUUUCAUCUACAGCUGCAUGUGAUUAUAUUUUAACCCAAGGAAGGGCGUGGGCAAUUUCUAUCACACAAAGAAGUACAGUAAAUGAAGAGAUUUCUAGAGCCUUUAUUAGCAGUGGAGCUGGAAUGAAUGAUAACCUUAUUUAUCGUUCAUCGACCCAUGGAAGAGGCCUCAACAGAUUUUGGUCUCGUGUUGAAGGUUACCAUGGUCCGUUGCUAAUUUUGGUUGCUGCGAGUUCGGGAAAUGAUCAUGAGGGAAAUUCUGCCAUCAGGAAAUUUGUUAUAGGUGCCCAAACAAAUGAAGGUCUAGAAAAUAAAGAUGUCUUCUAUGGAACCACUGGUUGUUUAUAUUCUUUAAACCCAGUGUUUCAUGUAUUUCCACCUACUGGCAAGGAAAAGAACUUUGUUUAUAGCCACCUGCAUCCUACUGGCAGAGCAUACCAAUCACAUCCAAAGCCAGUUGGAGUUGCAUUUGGAGGAACUCCGGGAAAUGAGAGAAUAUAUAUUGAUGAAGAUUUUUCCAAAGUGACCAUUCGCCACCAUGCUGUUGACAAAACUUACCAGAGUGGUUCCCUUCUUCCAGAUCAGGGGUUCCUGCCUACUGAAGCUCUCAUUUCAGAAGUUGAAGUAUGGGGACUCGGUGGGAAAGCAGCAAAGGAAGUGCAAGACUCAUAUAAGAAGAGAGAAGAUCUUUUCACUGAGCAGAGACGAAAAGUUGACCUGAAAACAUUUUCGAAUUGGGAGGAUUCACCUGAGAAAAUGAUGAUGGAUAUGGUGUCCGAUCCAAAUGCUGCUCGAAGGGAAGAUCGUUAA
Lathyrus sativus (Indian pea) is the source of this 1608-nucleotide messenger RNA. The record is from the annotation of a GenBank genome assembly. NCBI's taxonomy places the organism in Eukaryota, Viridiplantae, Streptophyta, Magnoliopsida, Fabales, Fabaceae.